GUGAAGAGAAGACCCGUAUUUCAACAAUCACUCCCAAAAUCCCAAUUCCAAAGUGCCAACACCAAAACGUGCUUUCUUACCCCAUUAAAACAACAAUUACUAUUACAUGAAUACACCUGUAGACUACACACCACCACGCUUCUUUCAGAUCUAUCAUCCUCUCUCCUCAAAUUUCUCAUACCAAAAUUCAAACGUUCUCAAAUUCCCCGCAAUUUCAAACUUGCAUUAUCAAUUUUAUGUCAUUGAAUCUCUUUUUUGACUGAUUGAAGUUCAAAGAUGUGGAGUUCAAUUGCUAAUUUGAAAGAAAACCUAAACAAGAUUGCUCUCGAUGUUCACGAUGAUGAUGAUGAUGAUGAAGACGAAGAGUUUUCGAUCCAUGGCCGCGAUUCUCCGUACUCCGAUCGCCGACGUUCUCACAGUCUUGCUCAUACCAAAUCGGCGUCGAACUCUCCGAUAAUGUCAAAUGGAACCGAUUCGCCUUACGUUUCUGAGAUUGAGCGUUAUAAAGCGGAGAUCAAGAAGCUUAGAGAAUCGGAAGGCGAAAUCAAGGCGCUCUCAGUUAAUUAUGCAGCUUUGUUGAAAGAAAAAGAAGAUUAUAUAGCCAGAUUGAAUCAAGAAAAUGGCUCUUUGAAAGAAAAUCUGGAAGUAACAAAUGCUGCCCUAAGUGCAACCCGACAUGAAGCUUCCAGAACAUCUACGAGUAGUAUGAAUGUGACGAAGGGAAGUGGAGAAAAAUCUCCUAGCCGGCAGAACAAGCAUGGAACCCUUGUUAAAAAUCGUUCUGGUGGAUACCACUGGCAAAAUGGUGUUGUCUCUAAACAGGAUGGGAACAGUAAUGGAUUUGUACUUACAAAUCAAGUUGAUUCGCCAUCCAGUUAUCCAGAUUUGGGUCAUGAAAAGGAGCUUGCAGAUAUGUUAGAAGAGAAAAACAGGUUGCUGGCUGCUAUGCAGAAUGAUCAUGAGUUACAGAUGAAAAAAUUGAGUGCAGAAUUGAAUAAAGAACGCGAAGUAUUGUCAAAUACAAAACUCAAAUUGCAAGAAGAAGAAAAGGUGAGUGAUUCCUUAACAAAAGAGCUCAAGGCGUUGAAAUCAGGUCAUAAUGAAACAUCAUCUGAGGCGAAUAAGCUACGCCAAGAGCUAGAUGAAAAAGAAUCGGAAAUAAAUCGUUUACAAUUGGAGCUCCGUAGAAGAGAGAAUGAAGGAACAAAUGAUGCAGACAGUAUGAGAAGAAUAAUUGCAGGUGUGGAGAAGGAGAAUGCUGAGCUAAAGAUGGAGAAGGAAAAACUUGAAUCUGUACUCAAAGAGACUUCUGGAAGAGGCACAAAGCAGUCUGGCAAUUUGGAUGAGAGUGCAUAUGCAUCAGCGAACGUCCCUGGUAAAGUUGAGUUGGAGCAUUCUCUGCGACUGAUUGAGAAAGAACUUAAAGAAACACGUAGAGAUAGGGAUAAAGCCAAGCAGGAGCUUGCUCGUCUGAAGCAACACUUAUUAGACAAGGAAUUAGAAGAAUCAGAAAAGAUGGAUGAGGAUAGUAAAAUUAUAGAGGAACUUCGGCAGCAUGUUGAAUACCAGAAAGCAACGAUCUCAAAUUUGGAAAGAGCCUUGGGGCAAACACGUGCAAGUCAGGAGGAGAUCAAAAUGAUGAAUGACCAUGAAUUGCGGAAGUCUAAAGAAGUAAUUGAAGACUUGAAGAAGAAGCUUACUAGCUUCAUGAGUGCAAUUGAUGCCAAAAAUACAGAAAUUCUGAACCUGCAAACUGCUCUUGGACAAUACUAUGCUGAAAUUGAAGCUAAGGAGCGUCUAGAAGUUGAAUUGUCACUAUCUAGAGAGGAGUGUUCAAAGCUUUCACAACUUCUGCAGGAUUCAAAACAGCAAGUUGAAGAAUCAGACAAGGAGAAGGAAGAACUUUUAGUCAAGCUUGCACAAGCAGACAAGAUUGUAGCAGACUGGAAUAAUCGGGUAAAUAAGCUUGAGGAGGACAAUGCUAAACUACGGCGGGCACUUGAGCAAAGCAUGACAAGUCUCAAUAGGAUGUCAGUGGAUUCUGAUUUUCUAGUUGACAGGCGCAUCGUCAUCAAAUUACUUGUGACAUACUUUCAGCGAAAUCACAGCAAAGAGGUUCUUGACCUCAUGGUUCGCAUGCUGGGAUUUUCAGAUGACGAUAAGCAGAGAAUAGGUGCCUCUCAGCAAGGCGCUGGAAAAGGUGUAGUGCGUGGUGUUCUGGGAUUCCCUGGUCGCCUUGUUGGUGGCAUCAUGGGUGGAAGUUCUGCAGGGACACCUGCAAAUAUGGCUUCAGAUGAUCAGUCUUUCGCGGAUCUAUGGGUUGAUUUUCUUCUUAAAGAAACUGAAGAGAGAGAAAAGAGAGAGUUCGUGGAACCUAUUGAAGGGUCCAAGAGUGCUCCUGCUAGUGGCAGUAGUCCAAGUACCUCAGCUGCUCAAUCAGCCUUGCCGGACCGAAGAGGAGGUACUAGUGGUCGUCCUCCUAUCUUUAGUACCACAAAACCAUCUAUUGAUACAUCAAGAUCAGCAUAUACCUAUCAGAGCUCUAGGCCAUAUGACAAUUCUGGUUCUGAGUUUUCAACAGUUCCUCUCACGCCCUCAGGCAAAGAGUUCUCGUAGUUUUGAGGCUGUUACCUGAACGCAAAUGAUGUGUGUAAUUAAUCAAAAGUGACUUUUUCAGUGAUGAAUACAUUAACUCGCCAAUACACAAAUUACACAUCGAUGACCAGUACGAGGACAUGGCUAUUGGCUACGAGUGGAAUACAAUAGCGACAUGCAUACCAGUGACAAGACAACUUAAUGAUUAAUACGUUAAACUCCCACCACCUGUGCACAGAUCGCUUUGAAAGAUCUCCUGUGGUCCAUAGUGCAUAUGCGAUGUCGGUAACUGUACCAACGAUACUCCCUGAUACCGUAAGAGUACUUUUCGCUAUUUACGGAUUAUAUAUAGACUAAAUUUCAGAGAGAUACUUAUUAGUUCCUCAAUUAUCAUUGAUUGAUGACACGAAGUUGGGAUUUACCAUACAAUUUAACAAUAAUAGCUCACGCCCAACAAUUUAAUCAAAGCUUAUCUUCAUCAUUAAUAUUUCAGUGCUUCGGGGUCACUAAAAUAUAAAAAAAAAAUUGGUAGAAAGAGAACACUAUCCAAACUAAAAAUUUCAUAGAAAUUAGUGUAUGAAGAGUUGCCAGAAAUAAGAAAAGACUGUAAAUAUAAAGAGAACUACUACCAAACUCUAGUAGGAGUGUAUAAUAUGGAUAGCACAGGGACAACAGCAGAUCAUUGCUGUGAGACUAAUACAUCACAAUUACAACAUUAGCAAAACCUAUUACCUAUCCAAAAGCAAAGAGAACCAUGUCCACAAAUAAAUAAGAUUAUGUAGCUCUACUGUGCUUCUAAUUUCUCCUGUAAACCAACAAAUUGUCAACAACAACCAAAAACAAGAAAAUUGCCACAAAGCUUACAAAAUCUGGUAACUUCUGAGCUAAUCCCGGCAAUAACACUAUCUUAGGCCACAAAAGUCAAAUGCAAAUAGCCAAAAUGCAAUAGCCAAAAUGCAAUAGCCAAAAUGCAAAUAGCCAAAAUGCAAAAGCCAAAAGGUGAGGUGAGUAGCACAAUGGAUGGACCUUCAGGUAAAUAAAGAGUUAGGAACCUUAUCCUAACAAUCGUCGCACAAGGCUUGUUUAAUGUCUGUGCCUCUAAUCUGCCUUCUUGUUCUUCAAAGGUCCUCUUGGAAUCUUACUUAUGUACUUCUCAUUUACCACACCAUAAUGUUUCUUGGCUUCAGCCAUUG
This is a messenger RNA of Beta vulgaris subsp. vulgaris (sugar beet), 3788 nucleotides long. Its product is annotated as golgin candidate 4. NCBI's taxonomy places the organism in Eukaryota, Viridiplantae, Streptophyta, Magnoliopsida, Caryophyllales, Amaranthaceae. Gene Ontology annotation, molecular function: small GTPase binding. Gene Ontology annotation, cellular component: Golgi apparatus. Gene Ontology annotation, biological process: endoplasmic reticulum to Golgi vesicle-mediated transport; Golgi organization. The record is from RefSeq and is a predicted model, not a curated record. Bases 277 to 2616 code for a protein of 779 amino acids. The transcript has 16 exons.